GCUCUAUCCAAGGGGAGGUAAGUGUUGCCGUAUAAAAGUCUGUCUCCGGGCCAACCUAGAACAUUCUGGCAGUGUUAGGAAGAUGACGUCGGACAAGCAGAAGGAAGCAGUGAUUGAGAAAGAUAAAGGCAAUGCCUUUUACAAGAAAAAAGAAUUCGAUAAAGCGCUGGAACAUUAUGAAGCCGCUCUGAAAUUAGAUCCAACCAACAUUUCAAUCAUGACCAAUCGUGCAGCCGUUUACUUCGAACAGAACAAGCUGGAUGAUUGCAUCAAAGAAUGUGAGAAGGCCAUUGAGGUGGGUCGUGAAAACCAUUCGCCGUUCAAUGUGAUUGCCAAAGCGUUUUGCCGCAUCGGCAACGCUUACCUGAAGAAAGACAACCUGGAGAAGGCGCUCACCUAUUACAAUAAGUCCCUCUCUGAGCAUCGAGUGCCCGAAGUUGUGAAGAAGGCACAGAACGUGGAGUGCAUGAUCAAAGAGAGGGAACGGCUUGCCUAUAUUAACCCGGAAAUCUCUUUGCAGGAGAAAAGCAAGGGCAACAAGAUGUACCAGGAUGGCAACUUCCCGGAAGCUAUCAAACAUUAUAAUGAAGCAAUUCUCCGCAACCCGGAGGACGCAAAAAUCUACAGCAACCGGUCGGCUUGUUACAUGAAGUUGAUGGAGUAUUCGUUGGCCUUGAAAGAUGCCGACGAGUGCAUAAAAAGGGAUAUGACUUUCGUGAAGGGUUACCUGAGGAAAGGUGCCACAUUGUUGGCGCAGAAGGAAUCGACCAAGGCGGCCGACGCCUACUCGAAAGCUCUGGAACUCGACCCGCAAUGCCAAGAAGCGAAGGAAGGUUACCAGAAAUCGGUGAUGAGUCAAGGCAACGACAUCGACAGUGUCAAGAAGAGAGUGAUGAACAACCCCGAAGUGCAAAACAUUCUGUGUGAUCCUGCCAUGCGGGCGAUCCUUCAACAGAUGCAAGAGAAUCCCAAGGCAAUCAGUGAACAUCUGUCCAACCCUGAAAUCAGGGACAAGAUUGACAAACUCAUGGAAUGCGGCAUUAUCGACAUUCGCUGAUUUCCUUUCUUUUUCUUUUUAUAUAUUUUCUUGUCCCCCCCCCCAUGUUUUGUUUGUUUAUACAUACACACACACCUCAAACACACCUUUUAUAAAUACCCUGUCUGAAUGCACUUUCAACAUACACUUGCCUCUACAUAACACAUCUACUCAACUAUUUCUAUCUCACACGCUACUUACAUUCAUCUAUGUCCUUUUUUUCUUUCCCUUCUUCUCACAUUAUAAAUCAAACCAACAAAAAUAGCCACCACCACAACAAUGGUUACACAAAGUCCACGCUUUUAAUGUUUUCUCCAAGCUGCCAUGUUCAUUAAGAUUUGCCAUUAUUAGAAUUAUUUAGAAAAAAAAAAAGGCUCUCAAGAAGAACCUGAAAAACACAUCCCCAACAUCGCCUGUCUUUAUUACACCAUGAGGCGACAUGUUUUGUGUUGUAAUGACUAAUUGUUAUUAUUCGUUCAUGAUUAUUGAUGAUAAAUGAAAUAGCCGAGGGGAUAAGUUUGUGGGGGACUUGUAUUUCUUGGUCAUGAGUUCAAAUCUCUUUACAGACGGUUCUAUUUUGAUGCUAGCCUCCGACGGUUAAAUCGUCCUAAAUGAAAUCUCAUUGUUCAGUGUCCGGGUUACACAAUCCCUGGAUGUAGAUAAAAUGAAAUGACAGAAACAUUACAUCUUUCCAAAAUUAAUUAUUAAGUACGAUUGAGGGGACAGUGUUUACCAAAUACACAUUUGGUUCACUUACCUCAGCACCAAACACAGCUUUCACUCGUCGCUUAAAGACCCCCUACUCUUUUAUUCCUUGCUGGUCCUUAAGUUACCUUAACUGAUACUGCUGUGCUUAAUGGGCUGCAAAUAUAUACACAUACUCUCGUCCGCGUCUGUAUGUGUGUGUGUGUGUGUGUAUAUAUACAUACGUAUACACAAACACUCGGUUAUUAAGUAUUAGACUUAUGGACGAUCUUACAUGGAAUACGAAACAUUUCAAUCCACACACACAUGUACACAGAGCAAUAAAUACUUCCUGUGUGUCUAGGGUUUGCCCUCUUAUAUUGAGUCAUGCUAACGAUGAUACCACCUCAAGUGUCCAACCCUCCGCAUUAUUAUUAUUAUUACUACAAUGAAUAUUUUGUAUGAGAAUCAACACCACCAUUUGCUGCUAUUGGACAUUAUUACAAGACCAAACAACAACAACAAUUAGAUCCGAUCAUAAUUAGAAGUGAUUAUAUAAAACCAGUCAGCGUGUGAAUGUAUAAUUCUUGCUCCUCCUCCUCAUCUCUUUUCCUGUAUUGGAUGUAUUCAGUAUGAGAAUCAACAAAUACACAAGUUUAGAAAUGA
Octopus bimaculoides (California two-spot octopus) is the source of this 2386-nucleotide messenger RNA. RefSeq names its product stress-induced-phosphoprotein 1. Gene Ontology annotation, molecular function: Hsp90 protein binding. Lineage: Eukaryota; Metazoa; Mollusca; Cephalopoda; Octopoda; Octopodidae. The record is from RefSeq and is a predicted model, not a curated record.